AUGUCGGAUGAUGCAACGUUGGAGAUGAUUCUUGGACCAGAUACAAACGUUGAUCCCACGCUAUUGGCUUUCGAGACAGACCCCGGUCAGCAAAGUUGCGCGUGUCUUGCAAAUCUUUAUCUUUCGUUGGAAGAAAUCCGAAAAGCAGAUGACUUGCCCUUUACAUCUCGAUUAUCAGUCCUGCGGCAUUUGACAACCACAGCAGGAGGGAUUAUUCAGUGUCAAAUAUGUCCCACCAAGUUUCUCUGGGCGAUGCAGAACGCUCAGCUUCUAAACACUUUGAUCAUAUCCCUGGGAGAGGGGUACAAGAAGAUUGUGAAAUCUGUCGAGGACGAAACGAUACAGGCUGCAGAAGCCAAGGAAGCAAAGAUUGUAUCUAUUACCGAAGAUCAACAACCUGGCACGCCAGGAUUCCAAAUGAGCCUGGAUCCAGAAGAUUGGCAGAAUAUUGCAAACAAAGCCAUCAAAGCAGAGCUGUUUGGCACUAAACACUCCACAACGACGUCGUUUGUGGAAAUGCUGCAGUGGAUGGAGGAUAGACAGAAUGCAUGGCACUCAGGACAUACUCAUCUUCCGCCAGGGAUUGGGACUCGUAUGCAUCAUCAAAUGCAUGAGAAGGAACCGCAUUGUGUUUCGGUUGUGAAGCAUACGAGGGAUAUGACAUGGACAGCAGACGCUGGCUGCCUCUCAAGUGUUCUGGAGUUGAGCCUCAUUGGUGUGACCAGUAUUUACCUCACGAUGGAGGCCUCGACCUCGGUUAUGCUCACCAGUGAGAGCACGACGCAGAGCAAACAGCCCGACAACCUCUCACCCACAUCCCGUCCGCUGAUCUCAGGCAUGGAGUUAUCUCCCGAGAUCAACCAGGCUUCGGCUCGGGCCGUUGGAGGUCUGACUGGAAGCACUGCAUUGUCCAUCAACAGAAGCGAAUCAUACGUUAGUUCUGGAGCCACCUUUAUUGGUAAUGGCCAUCAACACAACGGCAAUCACACCCAGUACAACGACCAUUCACUCAACUUGGCUCCCACAUUCACUUUCAAUCUGAAUGUCUACCUUGACUCAGCGAUGCUGUGUUCUCUGGUGCAGUAUGGACCCCCACAUCUGUUGGAAAGGAAACGUACGACCGCCGGCCUGGGUAAUAUGCUGAUAUUGGCUCAGGUUGUCUGUCUGGCUUUGAUCUGUUCAAAGAUGCCAUAA
Molecule: messenger RNA, 1194 nt
Organism: Fusarium pseudograminearum CS3096
Lineage: Eukaryota; Fungi; Ascomycota; Sordariomycetes; Hypocreales; Nectriaceae
Exons: 4
Coding region: 1-1194 (397 amino acids)
Source: RefSeq, a predicted model, not a curated record